UCUUUUAUACACAGAGCUAAACCAUAAAAGAUUUUACACCUGUUUAUAUGUCAGAAGUACCUGGCACCUAGUGGGUGCCUAUCUUUUCAGUGAAUAACUGAAUUAAAAACUGAAAGCCCUCAGUAAACGGACACCCACAUAUUACUAUACCAUUACUAUCGGCAUCCACUAGUCUUCCCACAGUUCAACUCACGUGGGCCGCUAAAUGGUAUUUAUUGGCCGGCUUCACGCGAAUGAGAUGCGAUGGACGUGAUGCAACUCAUCUUCCAUGGUCAACUUCUUACCGGUGACGCUAACCAAUCAAAAAGCAUCUUCCCUCCGCCAAGUCUCUCCACCUGCCCAGACGGGGAAGGGGCGGGGCUAGCGCUGGGCGCGGAGGCGUCACGUACUCCAUGGUAACGACGCUCGGCCUGAAGAUGGCGGCCGAGUUGGGUAGAGGAGAGGGCUCCCGGGGUCCAGGCCGGGGCCCGAGUCAGUGGCACUGGAGCGGUUCUUUGUGGAUCCGAGGCGUUUUACUCCUGUUGGGCGGGCUCCGCGCAAGCGCCACAUCGAUUCCUGUCUACUUGGGCAAUUCUCCUCCCUGCCGGCACCACGUCCCCUCUGACUCCGAGGUCAUAAAUAAGGUCCAUCUUAAGGCAAAUCAUAUUGUAAGGAGAGAUGUUAAUGAACAUUUAAGAAUCAAGACUGUCUACGAUAAAAGUAUUGAAGAGUUGCUUCCCGAGAAAAGAUACCUUGUAAAGAACAAACUUUUCCCACAAGCUGUUUCUUAUUUAGAGAAGACUUUUCAGGUGCGCAGACCCGCGGGCACUAUCUUACUUAGCAGACAAUGUGCAACAAACCAGUACCAAUACCUGCGGAAGGAAAAUGAUCACCAUAGAUGCUGUACUGAGGAGUGUGCAGAGCAUACAAAAUGUGGCCCAGUUAUAGUGCCUGAGGAGCACCUCCAGCAAUGCAGAGUCUGCUGUGGGGGAAAGUGGCCCUGUGGAGCAGUGGGUGUGCCAGACCAAGAGGGCGUCCGGGAUGCAGACUUUGUUCUUUAUGUUGGUGCUCUGGCCACGGAGAGGUGCAGCCAUGAAAACAUCAUCUCUUAUGCAGCCUAUUGUCAGCAGGAAGCAAAAAUGGACAGGCCAAUAGCAGGAUAUGCUAACCUGUGUCCAAAUAUGAUCUCUACCCAGCCUCAGGAGUUUGUUGGGAUGCUGUCCACAGUGAAACAUGAGAUUAUUCAUGCCCUGGGUUUCUCUGCUGGGCUGUUUGCAUUCUACCAUGAUAAAGAUGGAAAUCCUCUAACUUCAAGAUUUGCAGAUGGUCUCCCCCCUUUUAAUUAUAGUCUUGGAUUAUAUCAAUGGAGUGAUAAAGUAGUUCGAAAAGUGGAGAGAUUAUGGGAUGUUCGAGAUAAUAAGAGAGUUCCUCACACUGUGUAUCUGCUGGUAACACCUCGUGUUGUUGAUGAAGCACGAAAACAUUUUAACUGUCCAAUCCUGGAGGGAAUGGAACUUGAAAAUCAAGGUGGUAUGGGCACUGAGCUCAACCAUUGGGAAAAGCGGUUAUUAGAGAAUGAAGCCAUGACUGGGUCUCACACUCAAAACCGAGUCCUCUCUCGAAUCACUCUGGCGUUAAUGGAGGACACUGGCUGGUACAAAGCUAAUUACAGCAUGGCUGAGAGGUUGGACUGGGGCCGAGGAAUGGGCUGUGACUUUGUCAGGAGGAGCUGUAAAUUCUGGAUUGAUCAGCAAAGACAAAAGAGGCAGGUGCUGAGCCCUUACUGUGACACACUCAGAAGUAACCCAUUGCAGUUAACUUGCAGACAGGACCAGAGAGCAGUUGCAGUGUGUAAUUUGCAGAAGUUUCCGAAACCUUUACCUCAGGAGUACCAGUACUUUGAUGAACUCAGUGGCAUACCCUCGGAAGAUUUGCCUUAUUAUGGUGGCUCAGUAGAAAUUGCUGACUACUGCCCUUUCAGUCAGGAAUUCAGUUGGCAUUUAAGUGGUGAAUAUCAACGCAGCUCAGAUUGUAGAGUAUUGGAAAAUCAGCCAGACCUUUUUAAAAACUACGGUGCUGAAAAAUAUGGCCCUCAUUCAGUUUGUCUAAUUCAGAAAUCAGCAUUUGUCAUGGAAAAGUGUGAAAGGAAGCUGAGUUAUCCGGACUGGGGGAGUGGAUGCUAUCAGGUUUCUUGUUCUCCACAAGGUCUGAAGGUUUGGGUUCAGGAUACUUCAUAUUUGUGUAGUCGGGCCGGGCAGGUCCUCCCCGUGAGUAUUCAGAUGAACGGCUGGAUUCACGAUGGAAACCUGCUCUGCCCAUCAUGUUGGGACUUCUGCGAGCUCUGUCCUCCAGAAACAGAUCCUCCAGCUAUUAACUUAACCCGAGCUCUACCCCUGGAUCUCUGUUCCCGUUCCUCUAGCCUGGUGGUCACCCUCUGGCUUCUGUUAGGCAAUCUCUUUCCUCUCCUGGCUGGAUUUCUUCUGUGUGUGUGGCAUUAGGAAUGGAAGAGUGAAUUCUCAAGACAUUCCUUUGUGUCAUGUUCCUCUGAACAAAGCACAGAAUCUGGGCAAGUGGCAGCCGAUGCAGGUGGCAGAAGUGGCAUUCCUGACUUUGGCUGGGAUGUGUUGACCACAAUCAGAUCUUGAAGCAGAGCUUCACAGCAGUCACUCCUCAUUGGCGACCCACAGCCUCAGAGUUUGGCGAAGAGAACAAAUUCCACAUCACCAAGUCUCUUUAUUUUCCAGGAUAGAUCACCUUGAAGUUUUCCUUUGAAAAUGGGAUCAUUGGUGAAACUUUCAGUAAUGACAUACCUCAGCAUUUUCAUUAACCUAAAACAAUGGGAAAGUUCAUCACUGCUGCAAUAAUUUAAAGAACAGCUAAUCAUUGCAAGAUUAUAAGUUGUGGACCCUGUCCUCAAAAGUAUAAGUUGUCCUUUGAUUUACAGAAAAGUAAUUUGAGUUGCAGUUCCUGCAUCACUCACUGUUUUACCUAUUAUGAAUUUAAUGACUGUAUAUGGUACAACUGAAUCAUUGUUCUAAAAUUUUUUAAAUUUGGUUUUUAAAAUUAUGUUUUGCUAAAUCUUAAUGAUAACCAUGCUAGCCUUUUUCAAACCAGCACUCUGGCAGUUUCCUGCCAAAUCAUUAUGUGUUGGUGGCUCUCUUUUAGCUGUAUCUGUGCUCAUUGCUCUUCAGAGAUCCUCUUCCAUUUGUAUUCUCCAUUAGUUUAAUAAUGACUUGAAAAACUGGGAGGCAGAAAGAGAAAAAUGUUCUGCCGCAUGAAAACAUAAGUCAAGACAAAAUGAUCUGAAUUGCUUACUGAUAGCAAAGUAUAGGUUUAGUGUGGGGCCUAUCCAGUAGAGUCCACUUUACCACACAAUGUAUGGCUUAGUCCACAGAAGUCAAAAGAUUGUCUUUGCGUUAAAAGGAGGUAAUGUCCUUUACCUCUUGCAUUUGAUGCUCUGUCACCACAUAGAUUCUGUCCCCAGAAACAGCUCCCCUCUGGUACCAGAGCUGACCAACCCCACUUAGUAAUCCCAGUUUGAAAUUCUUUGAUGAUGAAUGAUGAGAAGUUUUUCUCUCUAAAGCUAGCAAAGUCCUAUGGCAUUAUAAACACAACCCUUGGACAGGCAUGCAUUCAUUUAUUCAUUGUCUGGCCCUUUAAUUUAGUGUAUAGCCAUUAAGCUCUCAAUUUAAGAAAUUGUGCUAAGUGAACCAGAAGCUUAAUUACUAAGGAGUAAUUCCAGCUGACUGGCACUGGACCCAAACAGCAACCCCAGCAUAAAGGAGAAGUCACCUUUUUUUUAAUGCAUAAAUUUGAAAUACUUAUUUGCAUACAGGGUGUUUUUGUUUGUUUGUUUUUUGUUUUUUCUAGGGCCGCACUUGC
Molecule: messenger RNA, 3861 nt
Organism: Phacochoerus africanus (Common warthog)
Lineage: Eukaryota; Metazoa; Chordata; Mammalia; Artiodactyla; Suidae
Gene: LMLN
Product: leishmanolysin like peptidase
Exons: 17
Coding region: 393-2477 (694 amino acids)
Biological process (GO): cell adhesion; proteolysis
Cellular component (GO): membrane; cytoplasm
Molecular function (GO): metalloendopeptidase activity
Source: RefSeq, a predicted model, not a curated record